AUGUUUAUACAAGGGACUUUUGUGCUGCUUACUGCCCUCCUGGGUGCUAGCGUAGAUGCGCUUUACACUAAAAAGUCUCCAGUUCUACAGGUCGAUGCUACCAACUAUGAUCGCCUGAUCGCUAGAUCUAAUUAUGUUUCUAUCGUAGAAUUUUAUGCACCAUGGUGUGGCCAUUGCCAGAAUCUCAAACCGGCGUACGAGAAGGCAGCGAGAAAGCUCGAAGGGCUUGCUAAAGUUGCAGCGAUGAAUUGCGAGGAUGAGGCAAACAAACAUUUCUGUGGCUUGAUGCGUGUACAAGGAUUUCCGACCCUUCGACUAGUAGUCCCUUCUGACCAGCCUGGAAAACCGAAAACCGAGGACUAUCAAGGGCCAAGAACUGCGAAAGGCAUAGUUGACACCGUCGUGAGUCGGAUUCCUAACCAUGUUAAGCGCCUUACCGAUAAAGAUGUCGACGGCUGGCUAGCGGACUCAAAUACGACCGCAAAAGCGAUUCUCUUUACUGAUAAAGGUGCCACAAGUGCGCUUUUACGGACUCUAAGCAUCGAUUUUCUAGGAAAGAUCCACAUUGGCCAAGUUAGGAAUAAGGAGACAUCAGCAGUGCAAACGUUUGGUAUCACCAAAUUCCCGACACUCGUUCUUUUACCUGGGGCAGACAAACCAUCAGUAGUGUAUGAUGGAGAGAUGAAAAAGAAACCCAUCUUGGAAUUCCUCAGUCAAGCUGCAGAGCCAAAUCCCGAUCCCCCCAUACCUGUCAAAAAGGUCAAACCCUCAAAACCUCAAAAGCCCAAAAAGCCCACAGCUGCGGAUAGUCCUUCUGAACCUACCGACAGUGAUUCCGCUUCGAACAAGGAGGAGUCUUCUUCUCCCAAACCGUCUGCUUCAACAAAGCCACAAGCCCCAGUGCUUCGUAUGCUUUCUUUGAGUACCGAGCUCAAGGCUACUUGCUUAACCCCAAAGACUGGAACUUGUGUUCUUGCUAUUGUUCCCAUACCAAAGGAUGCCACAACUCCGCCGCCACCUGGUGCUGUCGAAGGACUUAAUGCCCUCCGAGAAAUUGAGCAUAAGCAUUCUCAACGCAAAGGACACCUCUUCCCUUUCUACCUCGUACCUGAUACUAUAGAAGAGGUUCCCGAUAUUAGAAAGGAGUUGGGUUUAAAUCCGGAUAUAGUAGAAGUCAUUGCCGUCAAUGGAAAACGUGGAUGGUGGCGCCGUUAUAAUUCCGCCGGCGGGUCAAAGUUCGGCAUUGUCGAACUAGAGAAAUGGAUUGACCAAAUUCGCAUGGGGGAGGGCGAGAAGGAAACAAUUCCUGAACAGCUAUAUCAACUUGGAAAGAAAAAAGCGUCCAAAGAAAAACCUGAUAAAUCACAGCAAAAAGAGCCAGAACAAAAACAAGAACAGGAAUCUGAAGCAGUUUCUGAACCUGAACCUGUACAGGAGUCAACUGAAUCAACUGUGCUCCUGGAAGAAAAUACAAAAACGGCUGUACAUGAGGAGCUUUAG
Molecule: messenger RNA, 1500 nt
Organism: Ophidiomyces ophidiicola
Lineage: Eukaryota; Fungi; Ascomycota; Eurotiomycetes; Onygenales; Onygenaceae
Exons: 3
Coding region: 1-1500 (499 amino acids)
Biological process (GO): response to endoplasmic reticulum stress
Cellular component (GO): endoplasmic reticulum lumen
Molecular function (GO): protein disulfide isomerase activity; protein-disulfide reductase activity
Source: RefSeq, a predicted model, not a curated record